Molecule: messenger RNA, 489 nt
Organism: Striga hermonthica
Lineage: Eukaryota; Viridiplantae; Streptophyta; Magnoliopsida; Lamiales; Orobanchaceae
Source: the annotation of a GenBank genome assembly
AUGUCAUCCGGGUUGAUUGUGAACGCGGUUUUCCUCCAAGACGAGAAGCUCCGCCGGCUGGCGCAGCUCAUCCGCAACCACGAAGUCAACAACAUGUUCUACAUCACCUUCGCCAGCGUCGGCGAACAGCUCCAAUACCUCCGAAUGGUCAACGACAACUUGGCAUCCGUCCACACGAUCCUCGACGAUGCCAAUGCCGUUGUCCACCGCCACCGUGGCGACCCCGUGCGCAGCCACGUCGCCGGCCUCGUCCACGCCUACGUGGAGCAUUCCCUUAACAAUGCCCUCCAGCUCAUCCCAAACUACACCGUCAGACGAGACUAUCUCGACAAGAUGAUCGAGCACCACGAGGCUGUGUACGAGGCCCUCGAGACUCUCAACACCUCCAACCUGGACGCGGUCGAUGAACUCACCGAGACCAUUCGCGAGCUCGACCGGAUAUUGAUCAGUUACAUGAGGCUCACCCUCAACUCCUAUGCCUCGGCCUAA